CGGGUCUUCGACUGUGACUGCGCUGCGCUGCGCUGCGCUCGGGUUCCAAGCGGCGGACAGCGGACGGGAGGUGCUCGCGACGCGCUCUCGCCCCACGUUGGACUGUUUUAUCGGGUUUUCUCGCACUUUGCCGCUGCUUUCUUCAGACAGGAAGCCGCUGCGGUGAGAAGGGGGUCUGCGCGCCCCUCUAGUGUUGUUCUUAUAUAAAGGCGGCGGCGGCGGCGGCAGCAGCAGCGGCGGGUGCGGCGGAGGCGCGUCCCCGAUGGCAGGCUGGAAGGACGGCGCGGUGCAGGAGAAGUACCGGCUCGUGGUGGUGGGGGGCGGCGGAGUGGGCAAGUCGGCCCUGACCAUCCAGUUCAUACAGUCCUACUUCGUCACGGAUUACGACCCCACGAUCGAGGACUCCUACACGAAACAAUGCGUGAUCGACGAGCGAGCGGCACGCCUGGACAUCCUGGACACGGCGGGACAGGAAGAGUUCGGAGCCAUGAGGGAACAGUACAUGCGAACGGGGGAGGGCUUCCUUCUCGUCUUCUCCGUCACCGACAGAGGAAGCUUCGAGGAAAUCUACAAAUUCCAGAGACAGAUCCUCAGAGUAAAAGACCGCGACGAAUUUCCCAUGAUCCUCGUGGGCAAUAAGGCCGAUCUGGAGCUGCAGAGACAGGUGACUCAGGAAGAAGGGCAGCAGCUGGCCAGACAGCUGAAAGUGACGUACAUGGAGGCCUCGGCCAAGAUCCGCAUGAACGUAGACCAAGCCUUUCAUGAACUGGUUAGAGUAAUAAGGAAGUUCCAGGAGCAGGAAUGCCCCCCGUCCCCAGAACCGUCUCGCAAAGAAAAGGACAAGAGCGGCUGCCACUGCGUCAUCGUCUGAUGCGCCCGGGGCUCCGUCCGCUCCGAGCGCAGCCGCGCCCCGCCCAGCUGCUGCCACCCAGACUCCGCCCCUUGCCUUCUGACAUCGCAUCCCGCGUGGAUCGGCGCCGCUUUCGUCACCCGACGCGACUCAUCGCGGCGAUCUCCGCGACAGCCUUAGCCGGGGAUGCCGGCCCGGGACUAAGCGACGGCGCGGGAACGGAGGCCAGCCUCCGACCGUCGGAACGGCGCUCUUCUCACCAAACGCCAACCAUCAGUCUGCACGUAACAGAACCUCACGACACUAAACACUGCUCAAGACCGCUAAAGAGAUUCCACGUUUUCUAUUCCGACAGACCUCUCUCGCCUUGUACCGACCUUUGUACCUUUUCACGGAAAGAAUGACGGCGAAACGAAGCGUCUCGAAUGUUAGUUAUAAACGCUUUUUUUUUUUUUUUUUUUUUUUUUUUAAUUGAAGGGUAGCUUUGCUGCUGCCUUGUCGAGUGAGGUAGUCUGAUCGAGCUUUCUCUAUGUUGUGCCAUAUCUCUUUUUAUUUCAUGUGCUACUCAACUACUGUACAUAUGUUUAAAAAAAAAAAAAGAAAGGAAAAAGUUGUGAUUUUGAAUGUGCUUUUUCAGUUAAUUAAACAGCCGGAGUAUUGUGAGCAAUUAGCCUGUCGUAACGUACGGAACGACCACAGAGACGUGUGUGUGUGUGUGUGUGUGUGUGUGUGUGUGUGUGUGUGUGUGUGUGUGUGUACGGAAACGGCCAGAGGUUCAGUAAGUGAUGACGUGUUUGAGUUGAGUCAUUUCAUUUGUUCCACUUUGAAUGUUGCUGUUGGUUUCCCCGCUAAAGCGGCCGGUCGAUUUCGGCAAGCCGUGAUUCUGAACGUCCCGAUGAACGAUGACGCCCGUCCGCACGCCGGAUCUUCUCCGUUUCCUCCGGCGGACCUCCCCAAAAUACGUCCCCGGCAAAGAGGAGGAGACGGUUUUUGCCAUCUUUUGUCGGCCGUCAGGAUGGAGCGGUACUAAACCCGAGGCAGCCGUGACGUAAACGCGUUAUUCCCAUUCCUUCGUCGUCCGUAGGUGGACACAGUAGAUGUAAGGUCAGCUCUAGGGGUGCGAUUCCUACGAAGUGUUCAGCUAAAUCAACUAAAUCAGAGUGCGCAUCUCUAGCGUGGCAGAAGAGAAGUUCAGUAUGGAGAAUCCAUUUUAAGAUCACCACUUUGGUACACGCUUGCGGAGACUCCACGCGCCCAAAGCCCGCCCCCUUCCGAGAGGACUCGGAUAGGUUUAGGUACCCACGCCCUGACUUGUACUAGCUCUGGGUCCUUUCAGAAGUUCUUUGGCAUGCUUUAAGGGCAGCCCGGUAACAUGAGGGCGGCUUCCUAUAAUAUGAUCGUGAAGGAUUUCAUCGUAUUUUGCUCAGAAGCGGAGGUCACCGUUUCCGGCCUCCUUCACCCUAUUCUUACCCUGAUUUAAAGCCAAUUUUCUGGAAUGAUGCGACUAUUGGAGGAUGAAGCGGACGCCGUUAUUUGUUUUGUUUACUCUUCACGUAAUGUGUGAAAGACAGCAAUUAUCCAUCGAUUAAUUUUUUUUGCUAUAUACUUUUUAUAUACUAUUUUCUUAUGAGACUAGUUAACGAGUAUUUUUCUAUGUUUGUAAUUGAAUAUGCUUUCAGUGCAAAUCUGUGUAUAUGUACAGAGGAGUAUUUAAAUCUGUUUUGUUUGUGAAGCGGUAACCGAGAAGAUUGUAGGAUUGUAAGCCCGUGUUGCGACGCUUCGGUCGAGGACGUUUUGUCCCUUUCUGGUGUGGAGGUGGAAGGGGUCGCAUCUCCAGGACGGCCUUCCAUCGUGCCCACCAGCUUGUCCCUGAUUGGCUGAGAGCCUUGUCCAGAUGUAGACUACAGGCUGGCAUCAGUUUGGCGUUCUUGCAGGUUAUGGUUUCAAGUGCAGGAACUCUCCCGACAUGUUGAAAGUAGCACGUGAUCUCCUCCCGAAUUUAUGUACAUCCGGUCCAUAUAGUGUGUUUGCGUGUGUGUGUGUGUGUGUGUGUGUGCGUGCGCGCGCGCGCGCGUUUUGGGUUUUUUUUUUUUUUUUUUUUCAUUUUUUAAAUAAUAAAAUUUUUAUGUCAGUCACCGCCUUUUUAUUCCCCUUAUAGC
Molecule: messenger RNA, 3009 nt
Organism: Scleropages formosus (Asian bonytongue)
Lineage: Eukaryota; Metazoa; Chordata; Actinopteri; Osteoglossiformes; Osteoglossidae
Product: ras-related protein R-Ras2
Exons: 6
Coding region: 263-871 (202 amino acids)
Biological process (GO): signal transduction
Cellular component (GO): membrane
Molecular function (GO): GTP binding; GTPase activity
Source: RefSeq, a predicted model, not a curated record